This is a messenger RNA of Olea europaea var. sylvestris, 2161 nucleotides long. RefSeq lists its product as uncharacterized. The record is from RefSeq and is a predicted model, not a curated record. The coding region runs from base 1153 to 1899 and encodes 248 amino acids. The transcript has 3 exons. NCBI's taxonomy places the organism in Eukaryota, Viridiplantae, Streptophyta, Magnoliopsida, Lamiales, Oleaceae.
UUUUCUCAAUUGAAUUAAGUAAAUUUUAUUGAUAAGAGAUUGAAUGCAUAAUCUUGGGGGCAAUUGGCAUAACUCUGUGACAUACUAAUGAAGGAAGCUAAGUCUAAUUGGAGUAAAAUAAUGUUAAGAUCAAACUCACAAUUAGGAUGUGAAACUAUCAGUUCUGGCAAUUCCCACAGCGUGAUCAGCUUAAUUUAUUUAGUUAUCCCAAUCUUCUUCUUUGAUGCUGCACUUUCAUCGCAGUCGGAAGUUUCCAUUUUGUACCCCUGAAUUCUGAAUGACAGUUUUAUAUUGCUGUUUUGAAAUCUUUUGAUUUGUCUCAAUCAAAAAUAGUAGAUGUAUGGGCUCUAUGGAGUCCGAUGUUUCUAAAUUAAAGCUUGACUUGUGUGUUUAUAAGUAAUUUGGUUAUAUCUUUCCCUUACAAGGAAGUCUUAAGGAUGCCUAUCCCAUGUGCUUGUAAUGAUAGUAUCAGUCUAUCAAAGCAAACACUUUUUCAGGGUUUCUCUCAUUGGGAAACCUGAGGAUGAGUACUUGUACUUGUUCCUUGAAGUCACAUAGCUGGGAAUAUGAGCUGCCAUAAAUAUUGAUUUUGAAAAUAAGGGUAGAGUCCAUUAGGCUCUACAUCACUAAAUUAAAGCUUGGCCUGUGGUCUUAUAAACACUUUGAGCAUUCUCUUUCACAAGCACAAUCUCUUUGAAAUGAGAAGUUCAUAUUGGUGAAUUUGUUGUAUGAGAUUUUCAAAAGCAAAUGUGCUCAAGUGUUUCAGCUAUAGUCCAGUGGCCAUGCUGGCAGCAAUGUAAUUUCGUAUACACAUGUAUAUUGGAAUGUUUUAUAUUUGUCUGGUUUGUAUUGGCAUGUUCAUAUUUUCCUAUUUAGUUUGAGAGAGUUUUAAGGAAAUGAGAUAGAUCUUAUACAGAAAGCAGCCAGAUACAAGGUCAAAAGAGAGUACCCUGAACUGUCUAUAUAGAUACAUUGAAUGUCAAGUGAUUAAUUGCUAAACAUAAAUCAUAUUGUCAUUUGAAUACAACGCAGCUUUGUUUCAGUACGCCCAAAACUUUUUAACUAAUCAGCUCUUGUACAUAACACUGUAACAGUUAUCUACCUAAAAUGUUGCAAUAACAAAUGAUUGUUUGACAAGUCUCUCUUUACUCGAUGCCUUGUGCGAAUGUUUGUAUUUUUCUAAUUGUCCAUACCUUUAUCGAUGCAGAUUCCCCUCAGCAUGAAGAGAAAAUCUCUGGUUCUUUGUUGGCAAAUCACGACUCUAGCGACCAAUUUGACCAGCUAAAUAACUCCGAAGACAAAGCACAACCUUUAAGUACCUUACUGCCCACUUUACCCAAGCUAUCAACGCGCAAAAGUGACGAUGACGGUAACAUUGAAAGCUCCAGAGCAGCAGUUUUGCUUGGUGACAAGGAAGAAUCAUCUCCAGUUUCGUCAUCAAUUCAAACUCCUGCCACAGACAGUGGAAUCCAACGACAUAGCCAUCAGAACUUAAGCACAGCAAAUCAAAUAUGUAUUUCAAUUGCAGCUUCAGAGAACACUCGGAUUUGUUGUUCCAUAGCAGCUGCCAUUUUAGUGCUCUUGUCAUACUCAGGAUUCCCAUUUCUGGGAUGGGGCAUUUUUAGGAGCAUCAUAUGUUUGAGGCCACUUUGUCUGCUUCUGAUAACAAAUGUAUCAAUUGUGGUUGCACGGCUUCUUCUAGAAAAACAGGGGAGAGAGGAAAGACAGAAGAGUAGCGUUCCUUCUAUUGGUGGAGAUGGUAUGAUCGAUCAAGUGGCAAAAGCUCUAGAGUUAGGAUUAUUGAUGCAGAAGAUUGUAGGUGCAUUGUUCAUGGAUUCCAGCAUUUACGCGGUGGUGCUAGUAUGUGGUCUUUCAGUGGCACAAAGACUUGGCUGGUAAAACUUCCUUUUGAAGCGAACGAAAUGCGUGUAAGAUUACUGUCUAGUUUGACCAUAUUUGCAUGUCUGGUAUGGUAAAUUGAAUAGUUCUCGAAAGUAUUAAAUUAGAAAAAUAAGUUAAGCGUGUCAUUAAAUUGUCUAGGGCUAGUCUGUGUACCAACUAAACAUGCACUGUAGUUCCUCAAUUUUGCUGUGAGCAAAAUUUUGCUUGAUAAACAUAUAUGAUUUUUGGGACAAGAUUUAUUUCAAGUAAAUUUCAUACU